GCGUGCUAAAAUCUGCAGAGAAUCCAAAAAAAUGUUGGAAGUAAGCAAAAAAAUUGGGUAUGGUGUCGAACUCGUUGUACGAGGGAAAAUAAAGUGACCUCUCUCUGCUUCUCAGUUCUCAGUUCUCAGUUCUCAGUUCUCAGUUCUCCCUUUGGUUUAUAUGCCUUGUCCUUUCAAAACUCUCCAUUACAUUUACCACCAAACCAAUUUGUAAAGCUCUCGCGCGUCUACUUUACUUAAUUCCUACACUUCUUUUUCCACAUUUUCAAAUCACAUAGGAUAUCAUAGGAGUACUUCUAUAUCCAUUUUCUCUCUCUAAUACUCUACACUCUACACUCUACACUCUACUGUCACAACUAUUCUCUUUCUCUUACACAUAUACACUGUUCCAUUUCGUCUUCAUUUUCUCUCUCCAGAAGAAAAAGCAAAAAAGAACAACACCAUGAAAGAGAAGCUUGUAGUAGAAGUGAUAGGAGCACAUAACUUAAUGCCAAAAGAUGGUGAAGGUUCAUCAUCACCCUUCGUUGAAGUAGAGUUUGAGAAUCAACGCUUAAAAACUCAAGUCAAGUACAAAGAUUUAAACCCUGUUUGGAAUGAGAAGCUUAUUUUCCAUGUAAACGACGUCGCUGACUUACCUUACAGAACUUUAGAGGUUAAUGUUUUCAACGAGAAAAGCUCAAGUAACAGCAGAAAUUUCUUGGGAAAAGUCAGAAUUUCUGGGAUUAACAUUGCUAAACAAGGUGAAGAAAUGCCAACACUUUAUACUCUUGAUAAAAGGAGUUUGUUUUCUCAUAUUAGAGGUGAGAUUAGUUUGAAACUUUAUUAUGUCUCUACAAAACAAGUUGAUCACACUAAACAAGUGAUUACUUAUGCUAAUAAUAACAAUGCAAGUAACAAUAGUAAUAGUAUUAUUAUUGGUAAUGGUAAUUCCUCUACCACUGCUGUGGGUAAAGGGAAGAAGAAAGGUGGACAGAAUGCAGCUAAUUUGCAAGUAAUGGUGGAAAGUGGAAGCGGAGGCGGCGGUGAGUCUGCCAAGAAUGCAGGUGAGUUAUUGAAACCAGUUGUCAUCCAGAACCCGGGGAUGAUACCGGGUUCGGGUGGUGGAGGUGGGAGGGGUGUAAUGGGGAUAUACCCACAUGGACAUGUACAUGGACAUGGACAUGGGUCAAAUGAGUUUUCACUGAAGGAGACAAGUCCACAUCUUGGGGGUAAGGGUGGUGGACAAAGUAAAGAUAAAACAAGUUCAACUUAUGAUCUUGUGGAGCAAAUGCAGUAUUUGUAUGUGAGGGUUGUGAAAGCAAGAGAUUUGUUAGCUUUUGGGGGAGGAGAAGUUAUUGCUGAGGUUAAAUUAGGGAAUUAUAAAGGGGUAACAAAGAGGGUUAGUUUUAAUCAUGCAGAAUGGGAUCAAGUGUUUGCAUUUUCUAAGGAUUGUAUUCAGUCAUCAAUGGUGGAAGUGUUUGUUAAGGAGAGGGAAAAAGAUGAGUUUAUAGGGAGGGUUUGGUUUGAUAUGAAUGAAGUUCCUAAGAGGGUUCCACCUGAUAGUCAGCUUGCACCUCAAUGGCAUAGAAUGGAGGAUAAAAGAGGGGAUAAGUCAAAGUCAGGGGAAGUUAUGGUUUCUAUUUGGUUUGGGACUCAAGCUGAUGAAGCAUUUGCUGAAGCAUGGCAUUCUAAAGCAGCUAAUGUUCAUCUUGAUGGACUUUGUUCAAUGAAAUCGAAAAUUUAUCUUUCUCCUAAGUUGUGGUAUUUAAGGGUUAGUGUUAUUGAGGCACAUGAUCUUGUGUUAGGUGAAAAGGGUUCGUCUUUGAUGAGGUAUCCUGAGUUUUAUGUAAAGGUUCAGGUUGGGAAUCAGGUGUUGAGAACUAAGGUAUCGAAUGCUGGUACAACCAGGGCGAUUUCGAACCCCUUUUGGAAUGAAGACUUGAUCUUUGUUGUUCCUGAGCCUUUUGAGGAUUACUUGUUGAUAUCGGUGGAGGACCGGCUAAUGCCAGGGCGUGAGGAGGUUGUGGGACGUUUGCUUCUACCGUUGGCUGCCAUUGAGAGGCGGUGGGAUGAUAAGACUGUACCUUCGAAGUGGUUCCACAUUGACAAUCAUAUUCAUAACCCUGCCUUUAGUAACCCUUCUGAUCCUUCCAAGAACCGGUUUGGGUCCCGGAUUCAUAUUCGGGCAUCGAUGGAUGGAGGGUAUCAUGUUCUGGAUGAGGCUACAAUGUAUAGCAGUGACCUUCGGCCUACUGCAAAGCAGCUUUGGAAGCCUCACAUUGGUGUUCUUGAGAUGGGUAUUUUAGGGGCAACAGGGCUUAUGCCAAUGAAGAUUAGGGAAGGUAAAGGGGGAACGACAGAUGCUUAUUGUGUGGCUAAAUAUGGUCAGAAAUGGGUUCGAACACGAACUGUGGUAGAUUCACUUUCACCUAAAUGGAACGAGCAGUACACUUGGGAAGUGUUUGAUCCUUGCACUGUGAUAACGGUGGGCGUGUUUGACAACUGCAGGAUUGAUAAGAACAUUGCUGCUGCAACAGGAGCAAGGGAUUCGCGUAUUGGAAAGGUUCGAAUUAGGCUUUCAACCCUUGAGACUGAUAGAGUUUAUACACAUUCUUAUCCUCUUCUGGUGCUGCAUGCUUCUGGUGUGAAGAAAACGGGAGAGCUUCACUUGGCUGUGAGAUUUUCGUGUGAAAAUGUGGGAAAUAUGCUUCAUACAUAUGCAAUGCCCUUACUCCCUAAGAUGCAUUAUGUGCAUCCUUUAUCAGUGAACCAGCUAGAGAGUCUCCGAUACCAAGCCAUGCAUGUUGUAACUGCUCGAUUUAGCCGAGCAGAACCCUCUUUGGGCCGAGAGGUGGUGGAAUACAUGCUUGACCAUGACUCACACAUGUGGAGUAUGAGGAAGAGCAAGGCCAAUUUCUUUAGGCUAAUGAACGUGCUUUCAGGCUUUAUUGGGCUGGCUCAUUGGGCUGAAGCAAUUCGCGCUUGGCAAAGGCCAGUUUACUCAUCAUUGUUUGUGGUGGUGUUCCUGUUGUUGGUCACAUUUCCUGAGCUCAUUAUCCCUACAAUGCUUAUUUACAUGGCACUGAUAGGGAUAUGGAGGUACAGGUCAAGGCCGCGGCAUCCUCCUCAUAUGGACACGAGGCUUUCCCAUGCAGAAAACGUGUUCCCUGAUGAGCUGGACGAAGAGUUUGACUCUUUCCCUUCAAUCAGGAGCUCGGAACUGGUGAGGAUGAGGUAUGACAGGCUUCGUAGCAUGGCAGGGAGGAUACAGACUGUGGUGGGAGAUAUGGCAACUCAAGGAGAAAGAUUUCAAGCAUUAUUGAGUUGGAGGGAUCCAAGGGCCACUUUCUUGUUUGUGAUAUUAUGCUUGUUUGCUGCCAUUGGGUUCUAUGUGGUUCCAAUGAAGGUGGUGGUGGCAUUAUGGGGAAUUUAUUAUCUGAGGCCACCGAGGUUCAGGAGCAAGUUACCUGCGCAGGUUUUCAGUUUCUUCAGAAGGCUGCCUUCCAAGGCAGAUAGCUUGUUGUGAGAAAGAUCUGGCUAGGUGAUGAACUAAUGAUGUUAAAUUAUUUUGUAAUGUUUUUGGCUUUUAUAUUACGGAAUCUCAAUUAGGAUGUUUGUUAUAUAGCUUGGUUCAGGUGAUGGUAGAAACUAACUAUUAUUGAUCUUUUGUAUUUUGGCAGUGCUUAGAAAUGGUUGUGGCCUUGUGGGCGGUGGUGGCGGCUUUUGUUAGAUGUACUGAUGUACUAAUUGCCUAAUAUUAUGUGUAAUUAUUAGUAUCAUUAUGCUUCAA
Molecule: messenger RNA, 3769 nt
Organism: Beta vulgaris subsp. vulgaris (sugar beet)
Lineage: Eukaryota; Viridiplantae; Streptophyta; Magnoliopsida; Caryophyllales; Amaranthaceae
Product: multiple C2 domain and transmembrane region protein 10
Exons: 1
Coding region: 443-3505 (1020 amino acids)
Source: RefSeq, a predicted model, not a curated record